Molecule: messenger RNA, 1489 nt
Organism: Cyprinodon variegatus (sheepshead minnow)
Lineage: Eukaryota; Metazoa; Chordata; Actinopteri; Cyprinodontiformes; Cyprinodontidae
Gene: jmjd6
Product: jumonji domain containing 6
Exons: 6
Coding region: 243-1454 (403 amino acids)
Biological process (GO): phagocytosis
Cellular component (GO): cytoplasm; nucleus
Molecular function (GO): P-TEFb complex binding; histone H4R3 demethylase activity
Source: RefSeq, a predicted model, not a curated record
GAGUUAGUUGCGUAAUCUGUUUCACAAGCAUUGUGUGUCCCGCUGUUAGCUUACAUUAAACUUUAAAGGCGGUUAUGUGGCUUUAAAGCUCAAAUUUAUAGUUUUAUAUUACAGACGUUCAGGAGCAGCUUCCGCUUAUGUUGUUGUUUUGUGUUAUUAAAGCGACGCUGUGACUGGGAGAGUGAAUAUAGCAGCCAGUUAGCUCCACUAGAGGCUAAUCAGAAACAGCUAACCGGAAGAAAAUGAACCAUAAAAGUAAGAAGAGAAUUAAAGAAGCGAAGCGGAGUGCCAGGCCAGAGCUUAAAGACUCCCUAGACUGGAUAAAACACGGUUAUUACGAGAACUUUGACGUGUCACACGGAACCGUGAAGGACAACGUGGAGCGGGUGGAUGCCCUCCGUCUUUCCCCAGAGGAGUUCAUCUCGCGCUUCGAGCGGCCCUACAAACCCGUCGUCCUCCUGAACUGUCAGGAGAGCUGGCCCGCUCGCGAGAAAUGGACUCUGGAGCGCCUCAAACGCAAAUACCGAAACCAGAAGUUCAAAUGUGGGGAGGACAACGACGGCUACUCCGUGAAGAUGAAGAUGAAGUACUACGUGGAAUACCUGGAGUCCACCAAAGACGACAGCCCGCUCUACAUCUUCGACAGCAGCUACGGCGAGCACGCCAAGAGGCGGAAGCUGCUGGAGGACUACGAGGUGCCGCUGUUCUUCAGGGACGACCUGUUCCAGUUUGCAGGGGAGAAACGGAGGCCUCCUUACAGGUGGUUCGUGAUGGGUCCGGGACGCUCCGGCACCGGCAUCCACAUCGACCCGCUCGGUACCAGCGCCUGGAACGCUCUGGUUCAGGGCCACAAGAGGUGGUGCCUGUUCCCCACCAACACGCCGCGGGAGCUGAUCAAAGUGAGCCGGGAGGACGGGGGGAACCAGCAGGACGAGGCUAUCACCUGGUUCAGCGUGAUCUACCCCCGGACCCAGCAGCCCACCUGGCCUCAGGAGUUCAGACCGCUGGAGAUCCUGCAGAGGCCCGGGGAGACCGUGUUCGUUCCGGGUGGAUGGUGGCACGUCGUCCUCAACUUGGACACGACGAUCGCCGUCACUCAGAACUUUGCCAGCACCACUAACUUCCCCAUCGUUUGGCACAAAACCGUCCGAGGGCGACCCAAACUGUCCAGGAAGUGGUACCGGGUUCUAAAGCAGGAGCGUCCGGACCUGGCGGCGCUGGCAGACAAGGUGGACCUUCAGGAGUCGACGGGCAUCGCGUCCGACAGCUCCAGUGACUCCUCAUCCUCGUCUUCGUCCAGCUCAUCCGACUCGGAUUCUGAUGGGGAGUCGGGCUCCGAAGGCGAAGCCUCGUCCCACCGCAGGAAGAAGAGGCGGACCUGCGGCAUGACGGCCAACGGAGACACCAGCAGCCAGGACGACUGCGCCAGCAAGGAGCGCUGCUCGUCACGGUGACCUGCGGGGGGGGGGUCCUGCUGGCUGAGGAGAUA